Coregonus sp. 'balchen' is the source of this 10689-nucleotide messenger RNA. Lineage: Eukaryota; Metazoa; Chordata; Actinopteri; Salmoniformes; Salmonidae. The record is from the annotation of a GenBank genome assembly.
GGAAAUGGUUCAAAUCGUUUUUCCACCAUUCAUUUUUCACAUAGGGGAUUUUAGAAUCACAUAAAAUAAGGUGUUUCUGAUGAACUUCAAACUUCCUUCACCUUGGAGAGGAGUUUAGUCUGCUAGCUCAUUCCUAGCAAAACCCACAUGCUGUUAUGUAAAUAUUCUUAAAAGUUACAAUAUUAACCUAGACAAAAAAGCAUUGUGAAUUGGAUACAUGUGCAGUACUCACAUGAAGAUGAAGUGGUUUUAGUCACAAGUCAAGUAAAGCAGUGAUGACUCCCUGAUAAAAAAAACAGCAAUGAAGAGACUACGCCUACGUGUGCAACGCAAAAAUAAUCUCCCUCUUCUGAAAAAUAUUAUAAUAGAUUAGAGACGGUCUACAACCAUUCCAGUUAACCUAACCUAAUAAAUACAAGCCAUUCUCAUUUUGUUGUAAUGGAAAGGUUGUAAACAACAUGGAAACCAAUGUCCAAUAGCUUUUUUCUUAGGGGAAGUAUAUGUGGCUGGACUCACUUCCGGUAAAGCAUUUGCAGUAUGAAGAAGGAGCAAGUUGUAAAUUGUCAGUUUUCGGUCUGGUAUCCGAUAUUUAAGAAGCAUACUAUCAAAAGGUGAACUCCUUAACUUGACCAGCACAGUCUCAGAUAUGUUGUUGAUAUCGUCACUCUCAAAUAAACACUGGUUGUGCUAUAAUUUGUGUAGCUAACGUAUAGUUAUCUGUUUAGCUAGCAAACUGUAUUAGCCAAUAUGAUGUCACCUGUGUGUGUGUGCGUCUGAUAUUGUAACACAGCCUAACUGUACUUUUAUUAGCUAAUUGUGAAUUCUCGCAAACCUCACCUGUCCUUUACUGAUAUUAAACAUGUUAAUCUGUUAGAAGUGCCAUGUGUAAAUGCUUGUGUGAUGAUAUUGUCAUUGAUAUUGCAUCAGCUCAAUAUCUACCUUUGAGACUGUUUGUUUUCAGGUCUCUUAUCUUUGGUCAAUACUAGUCUGAUAGUUUGUGUUGUGUAGGCCUAAUGUUUGGUGUUAUCUUUCUUUCAGUUUGAUUCUCCCACUGCCUCAGAAUGUAAUAGAUUAUUUGCUGGACGACGGAACACUAGUAGUUUCUGGAGGGUAAGUAUAACUUUACUUACCCCUAAAGUCACUGUGUCUAUUCCCAUACACUGUCACUUAUGGGCAAUACGUACUGGAAAAAACUGUGCAGAUGCAAAGUGGUAAUAGAAAUACGGUCAAAUCUUCCUCCGUUUUAUUCUGUUGCCAAACUUUGUAACUGCACAGUUCUUCCUGCAAAUGUGUUUGUCUCAGCAUUGCCCUUAUAUUCACUGAUACAAUCUCUCCUCAUUCCAGGGACAACAACACUCAGCAAAACCAGACCAACAACAGUGACUCAGAGGAGGAGGAAGACGUUCAGGUGCACUCCAUCUCGCUUUCUAGUAAAGUGGAGACUGAAAAAGCAGACUUUAUGCUCAAUGCUUGAAUGUUUUAUUUACUGAUUGAUACAAUGUUCUUCUCUCAAUAAAAUUAGUGGUCAGAUGAUGAGACGACCACCACUGUAACAGUAAGUAAUGUAGAUCAUGUUAAAUAUUAUCAAUCCAUCUGUAUAUCAUUUUAGUCAAGUUUAUAAUAUGAUAUGCAUACAGUGAAGAUGUGGAUAUUUGUUGUGGUUGCUUUGUGUUCCAGGCUCCAGAGUUCCCAGAAUUCAACUCCAAAGUGCUGGAGGCCAUAAACACCCUAGGUGGGUGUGUCUUUCCCAAACUGAACUGGAGUGCGCCACGGGUGAGAGAGACAACCCUCUAACACCAUCAAUAUCAGUUUUAAAUACUGUCCACAGUGUGUCUGUCUGAGUGGUGAUUUUAAGUGAAUAAGUGUGUGUGUGUGUUUCCUUUCCUGCAGGAUGCUAACUGGAUUGCUCUGAACAGCUCCCUGCAGUGUCAGAGUCUGAGCGAUAUCUUCCUGCUCUUCAAGAGCUCGGACUUCAUCACCCACGAUCUCGCACAGCCGUAAGAAUCCCCUCCACGGACUCACACAUUCUCACUUAGGGCUGUUGCGGUGACCGUACUACCGCCACACCGGCAGUCAUGAGUCAUGACUGCAGUCAAAUUCCAUGUGACCGUUGAGUCACGGUAAUCUCUUAUUAUGCACUCUGGACAUGCGUUGGUAGUACCCAACUCGCUAACGAUCUUCAGCUCGCUAAUGGCCUGGUACUCAGCGCUCUAUUGUCCCUCUAACCACUCUGACGUCAAUGCAAAUGCAAUCGAAAAUCACAUCAAACACUUAUUGUCAUGCUUUUAAAACUAAUCUCACUGUGAUGAUCAAUUUGAAGAACGAAGUUCAACAACAGGUUGAAACUGAGUGAAAAACAUGGUUGUUGUGGAUGUUGUUUCAAAGCCAAAUACAACGAAAUGGACAGUGCUUUCUAAGAUGAUGAUUAAUUCAAAACACCCACACCCAUAUAUGAGCCCAUGCCCGAAAUAAAACUGGAUUAAAAUGAUUGUGCCUUUAUACAAUAUAUAGCCUAAUAGCCUACCGCAUAUGACGCACUGAAAAAAACAAAAAUGUCUUUGGUACAUAUUUGGUCUAGCCUAUAAAAUUAAACAAGUUCUCGUCUUUUUUAAAAUGUAUCGUGUAUUAAAACUGCAUAUGUGUUCAAAUCAAAUCUAAUUUUGCUCUCCACUUUCUGGAGGACCGAGUUUUGAAAACAGUGGAAUUCAAGUAUGAUAGCUAAGGAGAUGGAGAAAACACCUGUCUCCGGAUUACAUCUUCAAACUAAGGGCAACCAUGGCAUCUGACAGGAGACGCGUCCAUCCAUGAGAAUGUAUAUGAGUAAGAUAGUCUAGCUAGCUACAUUUUCAGAUAUUACACGUUUCUAAUUUUGACAGAAAGAGCCGUUUGCUUAGCUAGCUAUAGCCUAAUCUUAGCUAGCUAACAUUGAACCUGGUUGGUUAGCUACCUGCAGAUUCAUGCAGGGUAGUAACGUCAUGAGUUGUGAUUAUGGUUCAUGACAUUGUUUAGCUACUAACGUUAGAUAGCUAGCUAACGUUACGUAGGCCCACAAACUGUUAGGGCCUACAUAAAGUUGUCCCAACAGUAGUCCCAACACCUUACCACUGCUACACCUGGCUAUCAGCGGAGCCUUGUCUGGCAGCGAAACAGUUCAUUCAGCCUCAUUUACUGCCUUUAAAAAAACAUAGCUGAUAUGGCUGACUUGCUUAAACAAAUGUGGUUUCUACUGACAAUUGAGAUGUACAAACUAUGGCAUAAGGGAACGAUGAGCGGAUGAGGGAUAUCCGUAAUUUCGAUUAAGACAGUAAUGAGCGAGUUAAGACGGACGUAGUCAAUAUAACUAUUUGUUCAGCACUUUUGAAAUGUACAGCGACGGAAUUCAGAACAUGGGCCGUUCUUAGAGUAUUCUCUAUGUACACCAAGUCAGAACCAUUGGAUAAAUGAAGGGGGCAUAUACAGUACAUUCGGAAAGUAUUCAGACCCCUUUCCUUUUACAGCCUUAUUCUAAAAUUGAUUAAAUAAAUAAUAAUCCUCAUCAGUCUGCAGCAUUGAAGGUCCCCAAGAACACAGUGGCCUCCAUCAUUCUUAAAUGGAAGAAGUUUGGAACCACCAAGACUCUUCCUAGAGCUGGCCGCCCGGCCAAACUGAGCAAUUAGGGGCGAAGGGCCUUAGUCAGGGAGGUAACCAAGCACCCGAUGGUCACUCUGACAGAGCUCCAGAGUUCCUCUGUGGAGAUGGGAGAACCUCCAGAAGGACAACCAUCUCUGCAGCACUCCACCAAUCAGGCCUUUAUGGUAGAUUGGCCAGAUGGAAGCCACUCUUCAGUAAAAGGCACAUGACAGCCCGCUUGGAGUUUGCCAAAGGGCACCUAAAGGACUCUCAGACCAUGAGAAACCAAGAUCGAACUCUUUGGCCUGAAAGCAAAGCAUCACGUCUGGAGGAAACCUGGCACCAUCCCUAUGGUGGUGGCAGCAUCAUGCUGUGGGGAUGUUUUUCAGUGAUAAAGACUGGGAGACCAGUCAGGAUCGAGGCAAAGAAAAACGGAGCGAAGUACAGAGAUAUCCUUGAUGAAAACCUGCUCCAGAGCGCUCAGGACCUCAGACUGGGGCGAAGGUUCACCUUCCAACAGGACAGCGACCCUAAGCACACAGCCAAGACAACACAGGAGUGGCUUCGGGACAAGUCUCUGAAUGUCCUUGAGUGGCCCAGCCAGAGCCCGGACUUGAACCCGAUCUAACAUCUCUGGAGAGACCUGAAAAUAGCUGUGCAGCGACGUUCCCCAUCCAACCUGACAGAGCUUGAGAGGAUCUGCAGAGAAGAAUGGGAGAAACUCCCCAAAUACAGGUGUGCCAAGCUUGUAGCUUCAUACCCAAGAAGACUUGUGGCUGUAAUCGCUACCAAAGGUGCUUCAACAAAGUACUGAGUAAAGGGUCCGAAUUUUAAUCCAUUUGCAAACAUUUCUAAAAAGCUGUUUUUGCUUUGUCAUUAUUGGGAAUUGUGUGUAGAUUGUUGAGGGGGGGAAAAACAAUUUUAGAAUAAGGCUGUAACUUAAGAAAAUGUGGAAAAAGUCAAGAGGUCUGAAUACUUUCCGAAUGCACUGUAAGCGGACAAUGAAAGCUCUUACAUUAUUCGAUGAUGACAUUUCUCUAAAACAGGCUAUAGGCUACAUGUGCACCACCAAGUUAGAACAGUAUGAGGGGGAAAGGGACCAAAUUAUUAGGGUGAGGCACAUGGGCUACUAACAGCUUACUACACAACAUACACUUAGUAUUACUUUCUUAGCUACACUAUACAUAUCUCCCUGGCAUAUUACAUCAUUUAUGAAGCGGCAUACAAUACAUUUUUGGACUCCCAUGUGUUGUGCUCACUUGAACUGUAAGGUGGCGCUGCGGUCCUUCUUGUGGGCAAAUUUUGUCAUCAAACUUUGUCAUCAAAAUCUGGCAUUCUCUGUAUUUAUUGUGCUUUCAAGACAACUGGGAACAUGGGAAAAAAAACAAGGUUGAAUCAUGACGUCAGUAAUCUUCAGGUCGGAGCUCUAGAAAGAGGCCAGAGUUCCCGACUUCGAAUUCCAAGUUGGAUGACCGCUCAAAAACGUAUUUUCCCAGUCGGAAAUGCUGAGUUCCCAGUUGUCUUGAACUCACUGAAGUCUGAGAUUUAUUUUAAUUUUUUAUUUGACCUUUAUUUAAGUAGGCAAGUCAGUUAAGAACAAAUUCUUAUUUACAAUGACGGCCUACCCCGUCCAAACCCUCCCCUAACCCGGACGACCCUGGGCCAAUUGGGAUACAGCCGGUUGGGAUACAGCCUGGGAUUGAACCCAGGUCUAUAUUGACGCCUCUUGCACUGUGAUGCAGACUUCUGCGCCACUCAGGAUCCCAACUUUCCCAGUACCGAGUUUCCAGUUGUUUUGAACGUUUCCAGUCAUGCUGGAUUGACAGUAUGGCCAAUGUAUUCAACCUUUGGUGCCCUUUUUAAGCUUGGAAAAGAGACCCUUAAACCCAGACUUGGACCACACACCCUCUCCACUGAAUAGCAGGCUAGUGAUUGCUUUGUAACGCUUGCAGUUAGCCACUGAUUCCUUCCAAACCACUCAUUGUUGAAUUUGCGAAUUCCAACUUGUUGUGUUAUGUUUAUGGCCAAUGAGCACGAUACAUUUUAUCUAUAAUUUAUCUUCAUAUGACAAGGAUUGAAAAGGAUUUGCCAGUAGAUUGUCGACUUGAUUCAUGAUGAUGACUGCUUGUCAAGCUUGCUAGCUAAGUAGCUUUUGAAAGUAUGAUGUUGACAUGACCAGUCCAAUCAAAGCUACAGUCGAUAUAACGUGAUUUGAUGUCAUUUUAUCUGUGGCCAAUGACCUUGAACCUUCUUGGAUGGGCACUUCUAAUGUAAAUCUAUGGCAGCACCCAAGGGUCUUCAAUUUUUUAGCUCUCCCUGUAGAUUUUGCGGUGACGUAGUGUCCCCAUGAGUGACCGAACACUGAGCCAAUCACGGCGCAACUAGAGAACAUUACCACCCUCUACGCUCUGUAUUUUCCGCUGGCUGCCCCACCACCACAGAAAGCACGGAGCUAGGCUGAAACACCUGCAUUUUGGAGAUGCCUUACUCAAGAAAGCAAAAAAGAGACCAUGUUUGUAUGCAGCUUUAUUAACUCACAUUUUUUAUUUUUUACAUUGUUUGCAACCUGAUAUGUGACACGUAUUAAUGCCAAAAUAAUAUUCAAAACAGGCAACAACAAAAAACUAUAUACACUACCGUUCAAAAGUUUGUGGUCACUUAGAAAUGUCCUUGUUUUCGAAAGAAAAGCACAUUUUCUGUCCAUUUAAAAUAACAUCAAAUUGAUCAGAAAUACAGUGUAGACAUUGUUAAUGUUGUAAAUGGCUAUUGCAGCUGGAAACGGCUGAUUUUUUUUAUGGAAUAUCUACAUAAGCGUACAGAGGCCCAUUAUCAGCAACCAUCAGUCCUGUGUUCCAAUGGCACGUUGUGUUUGCUAAUCCAAGUUUAUCAUUUUAAAAGGCUAAUUGAUCAUUAGAAAACCCUUUUGCAACUAUGUUAGCACAUCUGAAAACUGUUGUGCUGAUUUAAAGAAGCAAUACAACUGGCCUUCUUGAGACUAGUUGAGUAUCUGGAGCAUCAGCAAUUGUGGGUUCGAUUACAGGCUCAAAAUGGCCAGAAACAAAUAACUUUCUUCUGAAACUCGUCAGUUUAUUCUUGUUCUGAGAAAUGAAGGCUAUUCCAUGCAAGAAAUUGCCAAGAAACUGAAGAUCUCGUACAACGCUGUGUUCUACUCCCUUCACAGAACAGCGCAAACUGGCUCUAACCAGAAUAGAAAGAGGAGUGGAAGGCCCCAGUGCACAACUGAGCAGGAGGACAAAUACAUUAGAGUAUCUAGUUUGAGAAACAGACGCCUCACAGGUCCUCAACUGGCAACUUCAUUAAAUAGUACCAGCAAAACACCAGUCUCAACGUCAACAGUGAAGAGGUGACUCCGGGAUGCUGACCUUCUAGGCAGAGUUGCAAAGAAAAAGCCAUAUCACAGACUGGCCAAUAAAAAUAAAAGAUUAAGAUGGACAAUCUGAGAUAUGGCUUUUUCUUUGCAACUAUGCCUAGAAGGUCAGCAUCCCGGAGUCGCCUCUUCACUGUUGACGUUGAGACUUAUUCAGCUAAGUUCAAUUAUAUUCUUCUUACUAUAAAAUAAUAUAAAAUAAUGGCACGAGACUUAUAAGCAUAUCUUCUCUGCUAAAUGAACUAGCCUACGUCAUGGUGCACAGCUAGAUAACAUACAAUAGGCUGACUCAUAUUCUGGUCUUCUGAAAUACACAUUUUCUUUAGAACUGCCUAAAAUAAAUAAUGGAUUUAUUGUGAUGGUGUUUAUUAAAUGGAUUUAUAAAAAUGUAGUUCAGCGGCUUGAGUGGAGGCUUGGAGAUGCUAAACGUGUUUAUGUUCGUUAACGGUCAAUUACAGUGAGACCGGCAGUCAUUUGCAUGAAAAUGAGCUGAAAUAAAAGAUCCCCGAAAUGUUCCAUACGCACAAAAAGCUUAUUUCUCUCAAAUGUUGUGCACAAAUUUGUUUACUUCCCUGUUACUGAGCAUGUUAUACUUUUUUUCAAGAUAAUCAAUCCACCUGACAGGUGUGGCAUAUCAAGGAGCUGAUCAUUACACAGGUGCACCUUGUGCUGGGGACAAUAAAAGGCAGCUCUAAAAUGUGCAGUUUUGUCACACAACACAAUGCCACAGAUGUCUCAAGUUUUGAGGGAGCAUGCAAUUGCCAUGCUGACUGCAGGAAUGUCCACCAGAGCUGUUGCCAGGGAAUUGAAUGUUAAUUUCUCUACCAUAAGCCGCCUCCAAUGUCAUUUUAGAGAAUUUGGCAGUACGUCCAACCGGCCUCACAACCGCAGACCACGUGUAACCACGCUUAACCCAGGACCUCCACAUCCUAUGCCAUCCCAGGCCCACCCAUGGCUGCGCCCCUGCCCAGUCAUGUGAAAUCCAUAGAUUAGGGCCCAAUUUAUUUAUUUCAAUUGGCUGAUUUACUUAUAUGAACUGUAACUCAACAAAAUCUUUGAAAUUGUUGCAUGUUGUAUUUAUAUUUUUGUUCGGUAUAGAUGGGUUUUCUACCCGCUGUGGAAAACACUGCAGGUAGUGACUCAGCCUUUCUGAGAGCAGUGGGCCAGGCAGUGGGCUGGGAAGAUUGCUUCAGCAGUGGGCUGUGGAGAGGUUUGGUGAGAUUGCUUCAUCGUAGAUUUACUGCUCCCAUUGGAGACUCUGAUAAUGGGCACAGUUGGCAGACAGCUCUGGCAUGGUGGAAUACUUAAUACAGCACCGUCCAGCACUUGAUUUAGUACUGAGCUUUCAAACGUGAAGGGGCCACUGAGGAGCAUUUGUGCAAGUGUGCAUGUGUGUGACGCUUACUACUCUUGUGUUUGUAUUUGUGUGAAUGCAAGUGUGUGAAUUUAAUGUGAGUUUAUAACCGAAUGGUCACUGUUCCAAUCUCCCUCUACAGAUUCCUUCACUGCAGUGACGAGGAUUCUCCAAAUCCAGCCAUAAACUAUGAGGUAUUUAACACGCACUCACCUUGCUUACAUGCACACUCUCUUUUCCACACACACACACACACACACCUUUUCUUCCAACUGUUUAAUAGUGUUGUGUUAUACCCCUGAGGUCAGCUGGUCCUGAGGAAGUGGAGUGAGCUGCUACCUGGCGGGGAGUUCAGGUGUUUCAUCAAAGAGAACAAGCUGAUCGGUAAGUACUGUAUGAAGAGGUUAACACACCAUUCACCUUUACUCUCACCCUCCCUCAGCGACAUAUUCAGAGAGCCUGUAUUCACUUGCACUGUUCCCAAGGCAGUGUGGCAAGCGUUAGGGCUGUUGUGUGGACUGAAAAUCUGUUCUGAGAGUUGUGUGUGUGUGUGUUCUUUAGGUAUCUCCCAGAGAGACUAUACCCAGUACUACCACCACAUCUCUAAGCAGGAGGCCCAGAUCUGCCACUCCAUCCAGGAGUUCUUCAGCCAACACGUCCAGUAUCAGUUCCUGGAUGAGGACUGUGAGUGGGAUUCAGUGUGUGUGUGUGAUAAUUAGAAUAUAUUGUAAUAAGAGUAAUGCAAAAUGUUUUCUGUUUUACAGUUGUGUUGGAUGUCUACAGAGAUAGCUGGGUAAGUCUUUUGUCAUUUAUAUUUCCAGCCUCUGUUUGGUUGUAGCCCAGGCUUUUCUACGAGUAUGUGCAUUUUUGACCGUGUGUGUGUGUUUGACAGGGGAAGGUGUGGCUGAUCGAUCUCAACCCCUUUGGUGAGGUGACAGAUUCACUGCUGUUCACGUGGGAGGAGCUUACCUCCGGGAACAGCCUGUCAGCCAAUCAAGAGGAGGGUGACACAGCCCAGCAGGUCAGUGACAACUGUGACACAGGCUGUGGCUUUGGUGUACAUAUACAUGUGUAUGUUUGUUUAUGUGGGCAAGUCUUUCUGUGCUUAUUAUCCUGUUAACACCGGUUUGUGUUGUGUCUGUAACUGUAGGAAGGCCCUGUGUUCCGCUACACCACCAGUGAUGUGACGGUGCAGCCCAGUCCCUGUCUGAGCUACCGGAUCCCUAGGGACUUUGUGGACCUCUCCACCGGCGAGGACGCAUACAAACUCAUCGACUUCCUCAAACUGGUGCGAACAACGGCAGUGCUGGUUCACACAAUUUAAGAUAAUCUUAAAACAACCCUCUGGCAAUCUCUAUGACCCUCUUACAAUUUCAUUUUCCGUCAUCAGUUUUUAUAAUCUCACCCUUUCCCUCUUUUCUCUGCAGAAGAAACGCCAGCAAGAGGACUCUGAGGAAGAGGUACGACAGUGACACACCCAGCCCCUGAGGAGCAGGGUCUCUAUACAGUGACUGUUAGCCUAGCAUAACAAUAACCCUAAAACUGUUAAGCUAGCGUUAGCGGUUAGCACGGAGACUACUAUACGCAUGGAGGUUUGUCCUUAUUCGCUCUUGAAUCUUCUGAUGGAAUCCAUACACUUUUGGUCAUCACCUUAGACCUAUCCAGAAUGCUGCAGAUAGAAAUGUAUUGAAUAGGACUAACUCAACAAACCAUAAUGAGGAGAAAAGCAUCAUGACCGCUCUGUGCGGUACAUUUCUACCUGCUACACUGUAAAAGUCCCAUUGAAUCUCAUGGUUGUGUGUAUUUAAGAGGGGAGUUCUAAGCAGUGCUCCUGUUGUAUUGGCCCGGUGUGUCUAAUGUAAAUAUAAAUACUGUAACUUAAUGUUGUGUAAAGGUAAGGGGGAGUCUGUUACAGCAGUCUGUGUAUAGGAAUAAAGAAUGCUCAAUUUUAUAAUACAGCGCUGGGGAAGAGACGUAUCAUGGUUUGUGUGUAUAGCAGGUACGUCAUGGGAUUGCAAUUUCUGAGGGAGAUACCCAAAGGUUGAGAGUUUUCUGACUUAGCCCACUGGACUUUCUCUCUUCACACACACCAAAUACAAACUUUUCCAUGUGCUUUCUAAUGGUUUAGUUAGACGCAUCUGUAUGUAAUAGCGAUACAAAGGUUUACUCAUGAAGUCUCUGUGCAACAGUAUUUCAAACAUUCCAGUUCCUUACUUACUCUCUCUGGUCAUUAUAGUUCUAUCUAUGUUAUUGUGGGAUUCAUGUUGAUUCUUAUCAUUGGUUUAUUUUCUAUGUGCUGGCAAAGUUCUGAUUGGGUAAUAAAUUGCUGGUGUGUGCA